Messenger RNA from Megalopta genalis, 2332 nucleotides. It is a transcript of the gene morgue, whose product is annotated as modifier of rpr and grim, ubiquitously expressed. NCBI's taxonomy places the organism in Eukaryota, Metazoa, Arthropoda, Insecta, Hymenoptera, Halictidae. Gene Ontology annotation, molecular function: protein binding. The record is from RefSeq and is a predicted model, not a curated record.
GUCCACCAUUGUUGUGUGUGGGCUGUCUACAUCUACAAUACAAUGUGAAUGAAUGGCAAGUGGACUACGUACAUAUGUGUACGAUGUGUACUUAUGUACAUAGAAAGAACUGAAGCAUGCACACAGUGUUUAAUUUCAUAGCAGUCUUUUAAAUCUUAAAGUCCCCAGUGUUGAUACAUAUUUGAUUGGUAGAACGUACAAAUCAUAUUGUUAUAAUUUUCUAUUAUUUGACCUAAAACAGAAAAGAUUUUUUUCGCGGUCACAGUACAUAUAUUGAGAUCUGUUAGCAUAGUUCAAGAACAAUUGUUACAGCUCUUGUUUAUGCCUUGAAUGUUAACCAUCCGGAUCGAAAUAGAUCCCGAAUUAUAAAUAAUGAGUGCAAUAUAUCGCGAGUGUGUGUCUCUAUCGGAUAAUUUACUGCGUCCUUGGUAACAGAGCAUAACAUUUGUUAUAAUAAAAUGGCUGGGGACAAAGUCGUCGGUGGUUCUUCGUACAUCAGCGGAGAAAAAGUACAUCAAAUUAGUGCUUGUAACGUGAAUUUAAAUGUGGAAGAUGAGUUUCUCGAAUCUGUCGAAUACGUCCCUUGUCCUGAAUUUUUUUUUCCGACGGCAGCUUGUUGUUUCUGUAAUGGGUAUUAUGGGCCAUGUUCUGGAGAACCUGUUUGCCCAACUUGUCAUGCGUUUUUAUUUCCUAAUGACAUUGGUUUUCUACCAGUACCUAUCUUCAGUGAAAAAACAGAUGACGAAGAUUCAGGAAAUGAUGAGCCAACCGAAUUAUAUUACAAUCAUGAGAGAAGAGCCAGUCAGCAACAACAGAAUUCUCCACAAAAUCCAAUUUCAAAUCUAUCAAACAUAUCAAAUGUUUCUAAUCCUAAUUCUCAUAUAUCUUCACAUAUUCACUCGCAAAACAAAAGUAUUUCAGCUCUGCAAAAUUGUCAAAGAGUUUCUUGUAACAUAAACACUGGUAGUUCUAAGAGUGUGGCUGGUUUGUCACAAAACACACGCCAUUUUCACGAUGAACAUACUAAUAAAAUGCGGGACAGAGCUAAUGGGAACGAUGAAACACAUUCGCAAAAUCAUAAUGAGAAAGUAUUGACUGUAAAUUUCCAAAAUGUGGUAGAGGAAGAACUGCAUAACGCAGCAUCGCAAGCACAAGAAUUAGAAAAUUAUCAACACUAUCAAUGGAAUUACAAAGUACAGGAUAAUGUCGGAGAGCCAUCACGAUCAUACAACUUAUCCGAACGACUAGUGAUGUUAACAAAUUAUAGACACAUCGAGCAUGAACCCAUUAAUGAACCGGGACUGGUGGAACGCUUACCACCAGAGGUGUUGUUAUUUAUUUUCUCGCAUUUGGAUGACAUUAGUCUUUGGUCAGCUGCAAACGUUUGUCGUAGAUGGUACGGGUUGUUAUCAACGCAUAUAACACCGCAACAGUGGCAACAAAAUGUUAAAUUACGGUGGCCACUGUAUAAACCCAUUGGAACGGUUAAAAAUUGGUAUAAAGUGUACGAUUUCUUAGCUUCCUCGGCGCCUUGCAGAACAUGUUUGGCCCAAAUAUGUUUAAGAUCACGACAAUUAAGAAUGGAAGAGAAUUCAUGGAGGAGAAAAAGAUUAAAUAGCGAAGUUAAGAAUUUAAGAGUAGAUCCUCCUGAAGGCAUCCAAGCUACUCCUUUGGAUCAAAUGUAUUGUCAAUGGCAGGCUACUAUAACUGGGCCUGUCGGAAGUCCAUACGAAGGAGGCUUGUUUUAUCUUUAUUUGCAAGUACCAAGAAGUUAUCCUCUGUAUCCGCCGAUAGUACGAUUUCUUACAAAAAUACUUCAUCCGAAUGUAUCUAGGCAUGGUGAUGUUGGUAUAGAUUCAAUUCAUCAUAAUUGGUCCUUGGCGCUAACAAUAUCGAAAGUUAUAAUCAGUGUGCAGAGUUUGCUUACGGACCCGUAUUGUCAGGUUUGCAUGGAACCAGAACUGGGUGAAAUGUAUUUGAAUGAUCGUGAAAGAUUUGACGAAAUUGCCAGGGCAUGGACAUGGCGAUACGCUAUGCAUGACGUUGUGACACCAUUAUAAAGAAAUGAUUAAUAAAUUAUUUGAUAAAUAUGUGACUACUAUUCAUUAGCCUUUUCAGUGGCUUACGAUUAUGAAUUGAAUGAAUUGUACUGCAAAUAAUCGACUCAACAGAAAUGCCCGAUCGUCAAGCACAAUAAAAUAGUCCAGAAGAAAAUUUUUAUAAAGCUUAUUUACUAUUUAAGUAUGAUUUUAUAUAUGACAAAUAUAUACAUAUGCACAAUAAAGUAACUAGACACAGUAAUCACAGUUUACUGUAUCUGACUUUCUGUUUA